This is a messenger RNA of Passer domesticus (house sparrow), 3941 nucleotides long. RefSeq lists its product as uncharacterized. The record is from RefSeq and is a predicted model, not a curated record. Bases 140 to 868 code for a protein of 242 amino acids. Lineage: Eukaryota; Metazoa; Chordata; Aves; Passeriformes; Passeridae. The transcript is spliced from 4 exons.
UGGAGCCCCAGCAGGUAUUGGUGAGAACAACAACUAUGGCAAUGGAACCCCCAGAACACUGUUUGCCCCAACAGUCGCCUUGGUGACAGAACCCCCAAGUUGUGUUUGUCCCAAACACCCUCUAGGCUGCCCAGGCACCAUGGCAGGCUCUAGUGUGUUCCACAUCCACCACCAACCUGCCCUGGCUCUACCAGCUGGCACAACUACGAUGGAACCUGAAGAAGUGGUGACCACGGACCUGCCUGGAGAGGAACCAGCUGCCACCACAGAGGCCAUUGCUGAGCAGGCAGGGGACAGCAUCGACACCCAUCUGUUUGCCUGGCCUGACAGCGUGGUGAGCGAGGACACCGACCUCAACAGCCCCAACAGCUCCACCUUGGAUGCUCUCCUGGAAGAGCUCUCUGAGUACCUGGAGGACAGUGGCUGCCUUGACAACCAAGCGGAGUUGGCACAGCAAGGGGACAACGAGGACACCAUCUUGGCUGCCAAUCUCCCCAGCCUGACAGCUGAGGACCUUGAUGAGUUCCUUGAAUUCUGUGAAUGCCUGCUGGAAGAUGACCAUCCCAAGGAGCCAGUUGUGGAGGCACAGCAAAGGAACAGCCAGGAUGCCAUCCCUGCCAUCCCCAACCUGACCCUCUCUGCCAGUCCACCCACUGCCUCCCAGCCCUACUCAACCCACAUGGCCCAGAUGGAGGAGGAGGCACUGCAGAGGCAGCCACCGAGUGUCAUCACUAUCCACGUGAACCCCAAAACAAGAGAGCUGGCAGCAGCCAGGCCAAGGGCUCUGCACCAGCCAGCACCCCCACGAGCCAAGAGACCUUCCCGCAGGACCAUGGCCCAGCCAGCGAGGAAAAGACGACGGCGGUGACGCAGCACCCAGGCCAGAAAACACCCUGAGCCAGUGACCUACACCCAGACCCCCAGCCUUGCCCUCUCCUACACACCUCAUUCCCCUUUAGUCAGUAAAGACUUGUUUAGCAGCUCAUCUGUCUGCCAGGGGUCGUAUUCACAGUGGGAGCGGGUGAUGCCUAAGGGCAGCCUCUGCCCACUCCAUGUGGGGCCAGGCUGGGCUGGAGAUGCUGCCAUCACUCUGGGCAUCUCUUGGGGAAACCACACUGGUCAGAGUUCUCAGAGCACCAAGCAGCAGGACAGGGACCAUGGAGCAGGGAGUGCAGUGCUGGGCACAUGCUGAGCUUCCCACUUGGUUUGGCUGCCAGAGGCCAGGGAAAGAGUGACCUGCCCCAGGCAGGGAAACCUUUCCUUGGCAGGGAGGGGAUGAGAUGGAACACUGGGAUGGUCCUGUUGGGGAUGUUGAAAUGGCCCAAGUGUUGCCAUAGGGAUUUCUCGUUUGCCACAGGGCAAUUUUUCAUCUCUCAAGGGACCAACCCUCUCUGCAGGGCAUCCUGGCUGGCUCUGUCACCCUGUCACUGGCCAAGCUCCCCACGUUUUCUCUAUUGGGCAGGAUUUUCUGUGGUACAGAAUAUCACUUCAGCCAGUUCAGGUCAGCUGUCCAGCCAUGCUCCCUCUCCAAGCCUCUUUAGGACAUAUCUCCCUUUGAUAGGGUCUCUCUGAGGAGUAUUCAAGGCUGGGAUGGAUGGGGCUUGGAGCAGCCUGGUCUGGUUGAAGGUGUCCCUGCCAUGGCAGAGGGUUUGGAAUGAGAUGACCCUUCCAUCCCAAACCAUUCUGGGUUCUUUGGUAGGCAGGGUGAGAGAGGGAACAGCUUGAGACCAUUUCAGAAACUAAAUCUUCCACUAGCCUGUAUUCUGUCACCCCAUUUUGCUAAAAACAAGAAACUUAAAGGAAGACACCGAGCAGGCAAGAAUCAUUUGCUGUAGCCAAAGGAAACAAUCUAACAACCCAUCCAGCUUAAAAGAACUGUUUCAAAAAGUUGACUAUCUGCUAUACCUUAGAGCCAGGUAUAAGGAGUAUAAACAAGAGUGAACCAUAUUCCUACCACUGGAUAAAUCCAGAUUUUGUUUAGAGUUGUUACUGAAGUGGAUGUCAAUUGAUUAAGUAAAUAAAUAACAUUUCUUGCAACAGGAACACAAAAUAAUCAUAUUGCUACUGAGAAGAAAGAAAAACUACUGCUAUUUUAGUUGGAAGGGACAUGCAAGUGGUCAUUUAGUCCAGCUUGAUCUGGCCUGGCCAAUUCAAGUUAAAGUAUGUCCUUAAGGCAUUAUCUAAAUGCCUCAUGCAUGGUGAUGGAAAAUAGGCAUUUUUUCAAGGAGGGGGAAAUUAUCUUCUUGCAUUGACCAUUGCCUCUUCCUCAGUUCCUUCUAUUAAGACAUUCUGAAACAGAAGAAGGAUUCCAAGUCCCUCUCCCAAAGAUGACAUUUUUGUUUGCAGUGACUGGGAGGGAGCACAUGUCAGAGUAAGGGAAAAUAAGGUAGGAAGCUGUCUAAACUAAAUGCUAUAAUAAUCACUCUUCUCCCCAAAGGUGGGGACAAUUCCAAGCACAUACCAGACAACUAAUUAUCUUUUUAAAUCAUCACAUUUAUAACAGAAAUCAACUGUCCACAAAGACUACACAGUCUUUAAACAUCAGCAAGCUGCUGAAAAAGGUUGUGAGCCCCAGGUAUCACCUCCGCUCUCCCUCCGCUCUCCAGCUGGACAUUCUGCUUUCUUCUAAUCCUCCUUAUUGCAGGCACGUUCCUGAGGCAACCACAGUCACUGCUGCAAAGCACCUGGGUGAUCCCCACCCAGAAAACCUACAUUCCAAGAAGAUUAAAGGCCACAGCAUUUAGAGACUGCUAAAAGAACUGCAGUCCAACAUCCACAGCAAACUAGUUCUGAUGUACAGUUUUCAAAGGAAUUGUUGGUAAUUUGUCCUGCAAUGCAGCUGUGAGAAAAAUUCUCUUGUAAAUGUGCAUCUAUGACUGGAUAGCAUAUGCUGGAAAAGCACCCAUAUCUCCUUAGAAAGAAUAUCAGCACCAAAUUUGAUGUAUUUUAGCAGGAGCUCAGGCUGCACGGUACAAAAUUCACAACCACUCCAUGAAAUUAAGGAUAAGGUGCAGCACACCACUCUCUAGGGCCCCACAUGCAAGUUCUUUAUUAAAAUUGAUUUUUCUUUCUUUUUUGAGUCAACAGACUGAAAUAAAUCCUGUGCCUCUGCUCCAGACCCUCCCAGGAAUUGUCCCUGGCCUUUGCAGGAGCUCACCUGAAGUGAGUCCAGAGGCAACCUGCAGCUCCCCACUAAGCAAAGUACAGCUGGAAUGCCAUUUCACAUGCCAGGUCUGAGGCUGGUGACAUACUUUGUUCUGAGUUUUAAUCAAUGGGUUAAGGUAUGAUGUACAAUUAAUUUAAAAAAAAAAAACCACAGGCCCCAAGAGAUAAGCUUAGACCUGAAAUUAAUUUGUGACCAACAUAACAGUCUCAAAUCUAAAAGUCCUUCAGAACUCAGACACUGUAAAGGGCUUUUAAAAAAUUUUAGACCUCUGCAUAAAAGCACAUUUUUCCCAUUAUUAUAACACUGAAAGAUCUAGAGCAAGUUUGCACACUAUAGGAACACUACUCUUCCUCUCAGGAAUGACACACAUGGCAUCUUUUCAACAUGCCUUGUCUCUUCCCUUCUCCCAAAACCACAAAUCACUUAUCAAAACAUAGCUAUGUCCCCAAAGUGCAUGUCCCAAACACACUGUGACAUCUAUUUCAUGGCCUUGUUGCUUUCCACGUAGAAAGCAUCCAGAUAUUUUUAGAGGUUUAUUCUGCCUUUGAUAAGAAGUUCGUUCUUAUGUCUUAGAGUCUUUCCUAAUGAGAGGAAAACAAAAAGACCCAAAAAAAAACAUUUUAGAGAAAUUUUUGCCAGCUGGCUGUGAUGAACAUCAGUCCCUACAGUGCUAACAAGGCCAGAGAAGCUCAAGCUGGAACUCAAAGAAUCCAAAGUUUCCCUUAGACCCAGAACAGGAGUAACAGUAACUGCAAUAAAACAGAGAAUGAAAACA